UUACAAGAUGGAAUUUUCCAAAAAUAUGAGUCAACUAAAUUUUUUUUUUAAAAAGUCUUCUCUUUUUUCUUUUUGCUUCUCUGUUCAUUUUUACUGUUCAAAGCUGUUGAGAAAUAACUAUAAUUAGUAAACUGCAAACACCAUUAAAAAGCUUUGAAUUUUCUCAACAAACAGAACAGUUCAAAUCAGUUUCCUCUGUUCUUUUAUUUAUUCCCUUUUCAUUCGGGUCUCCUUGUUUCUUCCUCCUGAGACUUAAAAGUCUUUAUAUGUUUGCUUGAGAAACAAGUUUCUGACAUUUCUUUCUCUCAAGGUGGAAAAAGAAUAGGAUGGCUGCAAGAAGAGUUAAAGGAAAAGACAGCAAUGCGGUUACCGCCAUAGCUAUUGACAAAGACAAGAACAGCCAACACGCUUUGAAGUGGGCUGUUGAGAAUAUUGUUGUCAAUUCUCCAAACUGUAUCCUUCUCCAUGUUCAAACCAAACUGAGAAUUGGUGCAGAAGAGAACACAGAAGCAGACAACGAAGAAGAGGCGCAUCAGUUCUUCCUUCCCUUCAGAGGCUUCUGCGCUCGAAAAGGGAUUAUGGCAAAGGAGGUUCUGCUUCACGAUAUUGACAUAGCAAGUGCAAUUGUUGACUACAUCAACAACAACUCCAUUGCAAAUAUAGUCCUUGGAGCCACCGCAAGAAACUCCUUCCUCAAGAAGUUUAAGACCGUAGAUGUGCCAGGGACCCUGCUUAAAACAACUCCAGAUACAUGUGCUGUCUUUGUUGUGUCUAAAGGGAAACUAUUAACAAGCAAAUCAGCGAGUAGGCCUCAGACACCUCAACAUUCUCCCCAGCCUCCAAAACCACACCCACACUCUGCCAUAUCCGAUCCUGGCCCGGCAAGCUCCAUCACUUUCAGUGAUUCCGGAAGGUCAUCUCCUGCAUUAAACGGAGGUUUCUCUCCACCUACAGCUCAUUUCAAGCCUUCUCUAAUUAGGAGUUCUCCCUCAAGGUUUAGCAAUGGACUCUCUCCCAGCGGUCACAGUGGUGAGUCAAAUGCGAGUUUCUACAGCAUCCUAGGAAGAUCCACCUAUGGAGGAAGCUCCCACUCUUCCACAUCCAUGUCCGAGUUAGCCGAUGGAGAGGAACGCUUUUCUGGGGGAAGUUAUAUCACUGAACAGAAUCAUAAUCUUGAAGCAGAGGUGAGAAGAUUGAGACUCGAAUUGCAACAGUAUAAUGUUUCCAUGGGCAGAGAAAGUGCCCCUCAUCUUCAAGGACCAAGCGCUGCCGCCGAAUCUAUAAAGUUGGAGGAAGCAAAGGUAGCAAGGGAUAUGCUUAGGGCAAUGUCUGAGAUGGAUAAGCAUAAAACACAGAGCGAGAUCCACGCUACCGAACUGGCGCACCGUCUUGCGGAAAUGGAUAAGCAGAAGAGAAGACUGGUGGAGAUGCAGGCCAGAUUCAAGGAACAGGACAUGGCCAGCAACGUAUCUUACAGAAGAUAUAGCAUCAGAGAUGUCGAAGGUGCAACCGACGGUUUUUCGGAUGCUCAAAAGAUUGGGGAAGGAGGGUAUGGACCUGUGUAUAAAGCCGUUCUCGAAAACACUUCUGUUGCUAUCAAAAUCUUGAAGUCAGAUGUCUCACAAGGCCUGAAACAGUUCCAACAAGAGGUUGAGGUUCUCAGUUGCAUGAGACACCCUAACAUGGUGAUCCUCCUCGGUGCUUGCCCCGAGUACGGCUGCCUUGUGUACGAGUAUAUGGAGAACGGAACGCUAGAAGAUCGUCUCUUCUGCAAAGACAACACUCCUCCACUGUCUUGGAGACAACGGUUUAGAAUCGUUGCUGAGAUUGCCACAGGACUUCUUUUCCUUCACCAGGCCAAACCUGAGCCACUAGUGCAUAGAGAUCUGAAGCCGGCAAACAUACUGCUAGACAGACAUUUGAACAGCAAAAUCAGUGACGUGGGCUUGGCUCGGUUGGUGCCUCCCGCUGUUGCUGAUAGCUUCACCAAUUAUCACAUGACAGCUGCAGCCGGUACGUUUUGUUACAUUGACCCUGAGUACCAGCAAACGGGAAUGCUUGGAGUGAAGUCUGACUUGUACUCAUUCGGUGUGGUGCUUCUGCAAAUCCUCACAGCUAUGCCAGCGAUGGGGUUAAGCCAUAGAGUGGAGAAAGCACUUGAGAAAAAGAGACUCAUAGAAGUUUUGGAUCCCAAAGUAUCAGACUGGCCUGAAGAAGAGACUCAGGUGCUAGCUCAAUUGGCUUUGCAGUGCUGUGAGCUGCGGAAAAGGGAUAGACCUGAUCUUGCUACCGUUCUGUUGCCUGCACUGAGCAAGCUAAGGGAGUUUGCAACAGAGGAUCAUGAAGACGAUAGAAUAUACUCUGUGCCACGUGCUCACAAUUCGGUUCAUGACGUAGAUGACGACGAUAGAAUAUACUCUGUGCCGCGUGCUCACAAUUCGGUUCCCCGUUCCCCAAUAUCUUCUUCCUCUCAGGUUGGUUUCUUCUUAUAGUAACUGCAAUUAGAGAUUUAUAAUCAUUGAUUCCUGAGACUUUAUUUUAAUCAUUUUAUUUGCUAUGUAAACAGUGGAUGCAUUGAGAAAUUCCUAUUGAUCCCAUACCUACCAGAAGAAGGCGACAAGACAAUGAGAAGGAAGAUUUUGUUGGUCUUUUAAAUAAUUUGUGCUCCACCCAAAAGUUCAAUGUUGAUCUCCCAUAUUGUCGGAGUUCCCAUCUUGUAUAUGAAACACUUUAUUUUUUAGUCUCGUGAAAAGAAACACUUUCAUUAUAGAAGAGCUCUCUCGUCCUUGCAAAAUCUCGUCACCUACAUUCCAUCUGUAGCACAUAUAAAUCUUUAUAAGCAACUGCAUACCGAAAUUUGAAGAGUAGAAGCUUCUUUGAAUGUUGGACAAGAUAGACGCAAAGAUGUAAGUAGCUAGUUGCACAUAACAAUCUUCUCAAAACCAGAACAUAGAGAAAGAAACAAAGACUUAUGGAGCUACACCAUUAAUAUCAGCUGAUAAAGGGACCUUGUUAACUCGAGACAAUUCGGGCUUGGAGAGACAAUUACAAUACGCAAAAAGCAAAAUACUUUAGUAUUGGGAAACAAAGCACAAGUUCACAUUAUAUCAAGAACACAUGUUGUGAAAGUCGUUACCUGGAAAAGCUUGAAGAGAAUGUCCCGCGAGUACAACUAAGAUUCGGAUAAUGUGUUGUGUGAUACUUACACCUUCAACAAAGAAGUCCCAGCUAGAAAAGCCAAGACCUU
Brassica rapa (field mustard) is the source of this 3247-nucleotide messenger RNA. Its product is annotated as U-box domain-containing protein 35. NCBI's taxonomy places the organism in Eukaryota, Viridiplantae, Streptophyta, Magnoliopsida, Brassicales, Brassicaceae. Gene Ontology annotation, biological process: protein phosphorylation. The record is from RefSeq and is a predicted model, not a curated record. Gene Ontology annotation, molecular function: protein kinase activity; ATP binding.